ACUUCCUACUAAAAUAAUAUUGACAUUACGAUAUUCAAACUGAUCUUUAAAGUGCCACAUCAAUGUGAAGAUCGAUUUUUAUUUUUUUUCAAAAUUUAUAAUAUAGAAAAUUGAAAAACUAAAUUAAAUUAAAUUAAACUAACUAAUAAAAAUCAAUGAAGUUCCCGCUCAAGAUUCUGGCGCCAGUGGAAGUUGGCCGCAUGCUCUUCUUCAGAGGAACCGCCAUGGCCAUGGAAUCUCUCCGUUAAGCUCGGAGCUCUUCGGGAAUGACUUCUUCCGUCUCGAGGAAUCUCAGCAGACACUUGCAUUUACGCUCUGCCAAAAUGGCGAACCCACCGAAGCAAUCAGCUCAGGAGACUCCCCACAGGGCAUUAGAAGCCAAAUUCAUCACUCUUCUGCAGUCAUGCAAGGUUCCGAAGCAGCUUCACCAAGUACAAGCCCAACUGGUGGUUCAUGGAUUCGAACACAACGAUUACAUCGGCCCGAAGGUCAUCUCCUUGUGCUUUGAAACGAAGGAAAUCGGUUAUGCGCGCAAGGUGUUCGACCAAAUUCCCGACCCGCAUGUCUCUCUCUGGAACGCCAUGUUCAAAGGGUACUGUCGGAAUGAGAUGUACAGUAACGUUGUGGCUUUGUUUGGUUACAUGAAGGGGAUGGAUGUUGUGCCCAAUUGCUUCACAUUCCCUAUAAUUCUGAAAUCUUGUGGGAAGAUUGGCGCUUUGGUGGAAGGCAGAGAAGUUCACUGUUUCGUGAUCAAGGCUGGGUUCAGGGGUAACCCUUUUAUAGGCACUUCAUUGAUAGAUAUGUACUCGGGUGGGGGAGAAAUCAGCUCUGCUUUUAAGGCCUUUAGUGAGCUGCAUGACCGAAAUGUGGUUGCUUGGACUUCAAUGGUCAAUGGGUACAUUUCGUGUGGAGAUAUAGUUUCUGCGAGGAGUUUAUUUGACUUGGCUCCUGGACGGGAUAUUGUGUUGUGGAACACGAUGGUUUCGGGUUAUAUCGAGAUUGGGGACAUGGUGGAAGCAAGAAAGCUUUUUCAUCAGAUGCCCAACAGGGAUGUGAUGUCGUGGAACACAAUGCUGAAUGGGUAUGCAAGUAAUGGGGAUAUCGGUUCUUGUGAGGCAUUGUUUGAGGAGAUGCCUGAAAGGAAUGUCUUUUCUUGGAAUGGUUUGAUUGGGGGCUACUCACGUAGUGGUGACCUCUCAAAGGUUUUAGACUCCUUUAAGAGGAUGUGGAUCGAGGCCAAUGUGAGACCAAAUGAUGCUACACUUGUAACAGUAUUGUCUGCUUGUGCGAAGCUACGAGCUCUUGAUUUGGGCCAGUGGAUCCAUGUUUAUUCAGAUAAUAACGGCUACAGAGGAAAUGUAUAUGUUGGUAAUGCUCUUAUGGACAUGUAUGCAAAAUGUGGGAUCGUGGCGAAUGCCGUUGAUGUGUUCAUGAGGAUGGAGAGAAAGGAUCUGAUUUCUUGGAACACCAUUAUAAAUUGCUUGGCAGUUCACAGUCGUGGAUCAGAAGCAUUAAGUAUGUUUCAGCAGAUGAAGCAUACUGAUGUAAACCCUGAUGGAAUCACAUUUGUGGGUGUCUUAUGUGCUUGCACGCAUAUGGGAUUGGUUACUGAUGGUUUUUCUUAUUUUCAAUCAAUGAUUGAUGAUUACUUAAUAGAACCCAAGAUCGAGCAUUAUGGGUGUAUGGUCGAUCUGCUAGGGCGAGCUGGUCUUUUAGCCCAGGCUGUUGAUUUUGUGGGUAAGAUGCCUAUAAAAGCCGAUGCUGUAAUUUGGACUGCCCUGUUAGGAGCAUGUAAGAUUUACAAGAAUGUAGAAGUAGCUGAACUUGCUCUUGAGCGGCUUAUCGAAAUUGAACCAGAAAACCCUUCAAACUAUGUCAUGUUAUCCAAUAUAUAUGGGGAUCUUGGGAGAUGGAAGGACAUGGCAAGGCUGAAGCUUGCGGUGAAGGAAACUGGGUUCAGGAAACCGCCAGGAUGUAGCUCGAUUGAGCUCGCGGAUGGUGUUGUCGAGUUCUUUUCCUUAGAUGAGAGACAUCCCGAUAAAGAUACUAUAUAUGAUGUGUUGAAGGGACUGGUUAAGUUGUUAAAAUCAUCUGGGUAUGUCCCUGACCUGAUGGAACUUGAAAGUGGAACUUGAAAGUGGAACUUGAACGAGAUUCUCAGAGUCCAGUAACUCAAUCUGAGGAUGCAUAUGUUCCCUUCGAAAUCAUCGAUAGCGAUAGAAGCUUUGACUGAGCAAGCAUCAGAUAGCCUCCAAACAAUGAGAGAUAAGCAGCUCAGUGUUUCAACUCGUCCUUGAACCAUUAGCUCCCAAUUUAGAUGUCCAGUAAACAUCAGGUAAAGCUUCAAUGGGUCUCAUGCCCUCUUCUCUGUGAUCUUUUUCUUUAAUUAUUUCCUAUCUUAGCUUCUUCUGGAAGACUUCUUAUCCUUUCACGUCUAGAGGGAAGUUUAAAUGUCUGCAUCAAAUAAUUUACUGGCGUGAGAUCUUAUAGGCGCGGAGCCACCAACAGAAUCGCCUACCUCUGGUUGCCCUUGAAUGCAGAUUGCAGUUGCCAAACUGAUUCUAAUUUUUGAAGUGGAAGUUUGGUAUUCUUUCUCUUUUGAUUUUAAAUAGUUUUGUGCAGUCACAACAACUGGCUCAAAAAAUUGAUCGUGGACAUAAACUAUUAGCCCGCAGGGAUGGAUUUGGGGUUGUUUGGGGUGGGGGUGAUUGUGUCCCCUUGGAAUCGGGAAAGUCAUAAAAUUGUUCAUGUGUUAUAUCGAAUUUGUCGUCCCCCGGCUUUACAAUGUCCCCUCCCCCCGGGGGCCGAACUCCUAGAUCCAUCCCUGUUAGCCGGUAGGGUCAUGUAAAGAUCACAUGAACUUACUUCUGCCUGCGAGCGAGGAUCGAGCAGUUGGAUCAAGUUUCUCAGUUGUGUUCUGACUUAUAUUUGGCUCAGUAUUUAUUUGUAAAGGCAAUCUGUACUAAUCCUACCUAGGGAUAUGGUACCUGAGACCCUAUCACUUUCGACACUUUCGAAUGGAGCCUCCUUUGUUUUGCAGAGGAUAGGCCCCAAACCUAAGGUGGGUCCUAACUCACCGUACUCUCAUGGACAAUAAAAAAUUUCUUUGAAUGAAAAGGAAUGUCAACAGCUCUGUCUUUAAAAAAAAAAAAAAAGUCAACUUCUGGGAAAAGUCUCUUCUUUCUCUUCCUCUUUUCUGUUUGGACAGGACAUUCAUGUCUUUGAAUUGAGGUGCCUUGAGUCUCGCUCUCUGUAUUGUUUGCUCCAUGAAAUCUGGAUUCUGCUCUGAUCAAAAGCUCAUAUGAGAGAACCUGGCAUGGAUUAUGUUGGAGCUAUGGUGAAAGAUAUGCGACAAAACACAAUAAUACAUGGCAUUUAUCCUGUGAUUCGGAAUGAUUCGGUUUUCAUCUCCCCGAAACCAAGUAUGAUAGAAAUUAUUGGCCCUAAUCUUCCUGAUAAAUAUGCUAUGUUUACUCUGUUCUAUAUCGUUCAUAGAAAGGCUAUAUAAAGGUUAGUCUCCCCUCUCUCUGCCUGUCAAUCCCAGAACACAAAUUUCCAGGAAUAACUCGCUGGUUUCCCUUUCUCAAUUCGAUUUGAUUGGAUUCUGCAAUGUGGUUUCCAUAUUAGUACACAUAUUAUAUAUUGAAAUGAUUUGAAAUCCGUGAAUGAAAAAUUCUUUCGACCCUUUCUUUUCUGUCAGAUUAGCCAUCAAACACAGCAUUCGAAUAUUUAAGUACUAGCGAGCAGCCGGCCUUUGAAUUCUUUUAAAGGAAAUAGUACAGUGGUUAGGGUGCAAGGCAUCAUAACCUUCAAGUUCUACUGAAAAGGAAUGCCAACGGCUUUAACUACCAAGUUCUUUAUUAUUAUUAUUAUUAUUAUUAUUAUUCCAGUGAGAUAAGUAACAUGUCCUUCCUUUCAUACGCAUUACUUGGGUCUUGGGUCUGGGCCAGAGCGAGGGUGGCAUGAGGAGGAGUUUUAAUGGAUGCUGCAAGCUUCACUGCCUCGAGUAGCGGAAGUGGUGCCGGUAGCAGGACGAUGGAGAGGAACGACUAUCCCCUCGAUGAGCAGUAUCAUAGCAAAUGGGCUAUCGAUCAAUUCGUGAACUCAUCCAACAUCGGCUCACGCUUAUCUAGCAUAAGGUCGACGACUACAAGCCUGCAUGUAUUCAGCGGCAACCGCACUGCGCCAUGGGUUAUGCGGUCAGAACGAGAUAUGCAGAUUCCCUGCAGCCAUGAAGACUGAGCACUUUUGAUCAAUCGAUCAAUUGGAGCUACCACAGUAUGAUGCCAGCACAGUGAACUCAUCCAACAUCGGCUCACGCUUAUCUUGCAUAAGGCCGACGACUACAAGCCUGCAUGUAUUCGGUGGCAACCGCAGUGUGCCGUGGGAUUAUGUGCCCAGAACCAGUUAUGCAGGUUCCCGGCAGCCAUCAAGACAGAGCACUUUUGAUCGAUCGGGUCAAUUGGAGCGACCACAUUCUGAUGCCAGCACAGUAAACUCAUCCAGCAUCGGCUCACGCUCAUCUAGCAUAAGGUCGAGGACUACUAGCCUGCAUGUAUUCGGCGGCAACCGCACCGCACAUUAUGCACCCACAGCCAGUUAUGCUGGCUUCCGGCAGCAAUCAAGACAGAGCACUUUCGAUCAAUCGAAGACCUAUAGCCUUGGCAAUUAUAGUUCUUCAGGUUUCCAACCAUCGAGAACAAGCACUUCAAGUCAGUCGGGGACCUGUAGCCACUGCAAUUGCAGUUUCCAUGAUGAAUCAAAAUCGAACAGUUCCCCUGACACUAUCGGAUGCGGGUGCCUCCGUUCCAUUUCUUCUCCAUUUCGCAGUAUGAAAUGGGUCAUAGGAGCAUGUCUAGCCUGACACAACAUCAAUCAAGUGGAGAAGAAUGGAGCAUCCCGAUUCCUGAUGGUUCAUCUUCUUUCUUUUCGUUGGUUCAUUAUUUACUGUAAAAUAAUAUUCUGCAAAACUAUUUCCGGCAAAAAAAAGAGUAAGAGGAUGUUACUGGAAAUCUUGGUUUAAUAAAUAAAUUUCCAUGGAACAGAGAUACUGUGCA
Punica granatum (pomegranate) is the source of this 5057-nucleotide messenger RNA. The record is from RefSeq and is a predicted model, not a curated record. Lineage: Eukaryota; Viridiplantae; Streptophyta; Magnoliopsida; Myrtales; Lythraceae.